Owenia fusiformis is the source of this 708-nucleotide messenger RNA. Lineage: Eukaryota; Metazoa; Annelida; Polychaeta; Sabellida; Oweniidae. The record is from the annotation of a GenBank genome assembly.
AUGAUCGGGAUUAUUCCCCGGGAAUAUUACCUCGAAAAGAAAGAUGCAGAAGACAUUUGCAAUGAGAAACUCAGAAAGAGUGCUCUAGCAACCUAUAUGACAGAUACAGACAGGCAAGACAGCACAGAUACGGGUGCAGACACCACAGAUGAUGAUGAUGAUCGCCGUGAGACGCCCAAGAAAUCCACAGAUGAUGAUCAUCAUGAAGAUCCUGAGACACCCCAGCAUUCCAAGGAGACCAAAAAAUCCAGCACUAAGGAUAGGGUAGCAGUGCUUGAAAAGCGUUACCAAUCACUUAAAAGAAAACUAAACGCUUUGGAAGACAGGUUAUUGGAUAUGGAAGAAAAACCUCGAGAACAAAAUGAUGCUGAAUCCAACUUGAUAGAAAAGGUGAAACACCUUCAAUCUACCGAUGUUCAAGACGUAAUCGUAACGCUCUCACAACAAGUCUUCACAAAAGAGGAACUCAUAAAUCGUAGUGUAACAGGCAAGAAGUCCCAUCUCGGCCAAAAGCCCCCACUUAAAACUGAACUCUACAAUGAGUUGCAACGAGUUUGCAUGCUAAAGACGGGUUGCUCGAAGGAUGUUUUCAGGUCAAAGUUCAGAAAUCUGCAGAAGGUAUUAAGACGAAAAGCAAUGUAAGACAAUAAUUUAACAGUUGAGACAUUGACAGUUGAGACAUUGAACAUUUUAACAUUAAAAUUUAAG